CUUUGACCGAUCACAUAAGGACUGCGACGCAGAGAGAAGAGCAGCACGACGGUCUGAGAACAGAACAUAUAUAUCCUUCCUCUCGGCGUUUCGUUUUAAACGUUUCCAUGUACCACUUUUUGGAGCCGCGCGUCGGAACGAUGCUGUUGAAGACGGCGGUCCUGCUGGUCCUGGUGUCCACCGCCCUGACGGGGGCGUGGUCGGUCAGCCCCGGGAAGGACGGGGUGCUCUUCGCCUUCCAACCCAACCUGCACGAGUUCCACAAGACACCCAUGAAGUUUGCGUCGAGCAGUGCCAUUCCCAAAUGGCUCAGCGGAACGCUGGUUAGGAACGCGCCUGCGCGGUACCAGGUUGGAGACCGAAGCGUUGUUGAUGUCUUUGACGGGUUCGCCAAGCUCCACAGUAUCGACAUUACCCAGCAUUCCCUCAACUUCUCCGCCAGUUUCAUCAAGUCAGGCAUCUACAACAGGUCCAUCGACUCCAACACGAUAGCGCCGAUGGUGACGUUCCUUGGUGUGGACCCUCCCUUCAGUCUGUACGAGCGACUGGAGGCCCUGGCCAAGCCGCUGGACAACAACGACAUCAACGUCUGGAAGUUCGGCACCGGCGACUCCGCGACCUACGCCGCCCUGACCGACGGCUGGGUCUUCCCGGAGUUCAACAUCGACACGCUGGACACCAUCGGCGUGGUGCAGCCCGACCCCCUGGCAGGGCAGGCCGGUCUGUUCGGUGUCGGUCCGCCGACCGUCUACCUGUCCUGCGCUCACCCUAUACUCCAGCCGGGAACGGGACACUCCAUAACUUACGUCAUUAAACCGUCGUACCUCCCCGGCCAGUCCUCGGUUCUGAGCGUCAUUCGCAUCAAGGACCUCGGCCAUAUCGAAAAGAUAGGCAGCUUCGAGAUCGAGAAGAACUCGUACAUGCACACCUUCGCUUUGACCGAGAAUUACGCCAUCUUCUUCCUCCAGCCGCUGUAUUUCGACUUCAUCAAGCUCAUGACCACCGUAGAGAUGCAGUACGCCAUGGAGUGGGUGGCGGGAGACAAGAUGAAGAUCUAUGCGGUGAAUCUGAAGAACGGGUCCGUCAGCACCUUAAGCACCGAUCCGCGCUUUUACACGCACCACGUCAACGCGUACGAGACUUCCGAGGGGCAUGUCAUCGCUGACGUCAUCACGUUCCCGGACCCCACCCCCUUCCUAACGGCCCUGUCUCUGGACAAGCUGCGAGACCUCGAUAACCUGAGGAAGAUGGACUCGUACGCCAGGCUGACCCGAUAUUACCUCAACCUGACGGCAGAGACCGUGAAAGUGGAACCCUCCGCGGCCAAAACCCCGCUCGGCGACUUCAUGAACAAGCUCGACCUUCCGAUUAUCAACGAAAAGUAUCGCACCAAGAAGUACUGUAUUUUCUACGGUACCGUCACCAGUUUCGCCGCCUCCUCCCCUUUAAACGGCUCGAUCCCCAUAGUCAAGAAGAACGUGUGUGUCCCCGGCAGCGACAAGUACUGGUCCCAUCCGAACCACUUUGCCGGAGAGCCUAACUUCGUCCCCGACCCCAGCGGCACGCACGAAGACGACGGCGUCAUCCUGUCCAGCGUUCUGGACGCGGACCGCGGGUUGAACUACCUGCUGAUCCUGGACGCGCGCACCUUCACAGAGAUCAACACGGCCUACAUGCCCACGUGGAUCCCGUUCGGCUUCCACGGCCAGUUCUUUCCCCGGUCUUUUCAAUGAGGACGCUUAGAACCGCUGUCUAAAUGAUAUUGCCAAAUAUCGCGAACUUAAUCGAGAGAUUUUAUUUCGGCCCAGUUCUGACCAAGUGAAAAACAAACAAACAAACAACCAAUUUAGCCGCGUCAUUUAUUGAUUAUACAUUGUAAUUACAUCUUCAACAUCAACAUCUACAAAAUUUAUGUAUGGAACAAAUAUAGUUUAUUUUGUAGUGCCUUGGUCACUUAUAUUUAGCAAACAGAAUUCGAAUGGCAAUUAUUUUCUAACGCCUACCAGUGCAAUGAAGAUAUAUGCAUAUACUUGAU
Messenger RNA from Branchiostoma belcheri (Belcher's lancelet), 2035 nucleotides. Its product is annotated as beta,beta-carotene 15,15'-dioxygenase-like. Gene Ontology annotation, biological process: carotene catabolic process; retinal metabolic process. Lineage: Eukaryota; Metazoa; Chordata; Leptocardii; Amphioxiformes; Branchiostomatidae. Gene Ontology annotation, molecular function: beta-carotene 15,15'-dioxygenase activity; carotenoid dioxygenase activity. The transcript has 3 exons. The record is from RefSeq and is a predicted model, not a curated record. Bases 108 to 1733 code for a protein of 541 amino acids.